Rhizopus microsporus ATCC 52813 is the source of this 1578-nucleotide messenger RNA. RefSeq names its product pre-mRNA-processing factor 19. Lineage: Eukaryota; Fungi; Mucoromycota; Mucoromycetes; Mucorales; Rhizopodaceae. The transcript has 7 exons. Gene Ontology annotation, molecular function: protein binding; ubiquitin protein ligase activity. Gene Ontology annotation, cellular component: Prp19 complex; cytoplasm; U2-type catalytic step 1 spliceosome. The coding region runs from base 37 to 1545 and encodes 502 amino acids. The record is from RefSeq and is a predicted model, not a curated record. Gene Ontology annotation, biological process: protein ubiquitination; DNA repair; mRNA splicing, via spliceosome.
CUUUUCUCUCUUUUUUUCUAAAUCACAUAUACAAGGAUGUUUUGUGCUAUUUCUGGAGAGGCACCUGAACAACCUGUUGUAUCUAUUAAAUCUGGACAUGUCUUUGAAAAGAGAUUGAUUGAAAAAUACAUUUCUGAACAUGGCAGAGAUCCUGUCAAUAAUGAAGAAAUGACAGAGGAAGAUUUGAUUGACGUUAAAACCACACCUGAAACUGUCAAACCUCGUCCUCCCAAGUUAGCUUCUGUACCUUCUCUUUUAUCUGCACUUCAAAACGAAUGGGACAGUGUGAUGCUCGAGUCAUUCACUUUAAAGCAGCAGUAUCAACAAGUACGUCAAGAAUUAUCCCAUGCUUUGUAUCAGAAUGAUGCUGCGACUAGAGUCAUUGCUCGCUUAAAGAAGGAGCGUGAUGCCGCCAGAGAAGCUCUUGCAAAUGUACAAGCUCAUUUAGGUACAACAACAGCAACAACUGCAGCUCCAGCUGGCCAAGAAGAAUCAAUGGAUGUCGAUCAACCCACUUUGCCUGAUGAAGUGAUUGAAAAGAUGAACACAACGAGCGCAAGAUUGUCAGAGAUGCGUCGUGGAAAGAAGAAGCCACCAACAGAGUUUGCCUCGUUAGAGACCGUCAAGGAAUACGCUCAGACAUCAUCCAUUCCCUCACUCCACUCAGCUCGUUCAGCUGGCAUCACAGCAAUGGAUGUAGAUUCAACUGGAAACUUCAUUCUUACUGGUGGAAAUGACAAACAUGUUCAAUUAUACAAUAAGAGUGAAGAUAAAGUAGUUGUCAAUCUUCCUGGCCAUACCAAGAAGGUCACUGCAGUUAAGUUCAGAGGUCAAGAAGAAAGUGACUUGUUGCUCAGUGCUAGUGCUGAUAAACAUGUUCGUAUCUGGAUUCCUGAUGAAAAGAAAGCUUACAAGCUUGGUCACAACAUUACUGCACACAAGGGCGACGUUGUAGGUCUUUCAGUCCAUCCUUCCAAGGACUACUUUGUGAGUGCUGGUAGCGAUAGCAAAUGGAACUUUUACGACUUUGAAACCGCAAAGGCUAUUGCUGAAGUCACUGACAGCGAAAACCAAUCUGGUUAUACUUGUAUCUCGUUCCAUCCAGAUGGUAAUCUUCUCGGUGCUGGUACAAACGACUCUGUUGUUCAAAUCUGGGAUGUCAAGUCUCAGAGAAUUGCUGCCAACUUUGGCGAACAUACUGGCAAAAUCAAUGCUCUUGCAUUUUCAGAAAACGGAUACAUUAUUGCUACUGCCUCAGAGGACAAUUUGGUCAAGUUAUGGGAUCUUCGUAAAUUAAGCAACACAAAGACAUUUACGUUAGACGAAGGAUAUAAGGUCAACACACUUGCAUUUGAUGACUAUGGACAGUUCCUUGCUGUUGGUGGUAGUGACGUGCGCGUGUUCAAGGCUAAAGACGGAUCCCCCGUUACUACCUUCUCGGAUAAUACCUCAGAUGUCACCGGUUUACAUUGGUUGCCUCUUGCUCAAGGUUUAAUAAGUGCCAGUUUGGACCGUACGGUUCGCUUUUAUGGUCAAAGUUCUUAAUAAAUAAAAAAAGACGCUUUUUUUUUGAAGGGU